Molecule: messenger RNA, 2912 nt
Organism: Diceros bicornis minor
Lineage: Eukaryota; Metazoa; Chordata; Mammalia; Perissodactyla; Rhinocerotidae
Product: leukocyte immunoglobulin-like receptor subfamily A member 6
Exons: 11
Coding region: 308-2098 (596 amino acids)
Biological process (GO): cytokine-mediated signaling pathway
Molecular function (GO): inhibitory MHC class I receptor activity
Source: RefSeq, a predicted model, not a curated record
UGAUGGAUGGGCUGAGGAUGAAGGAGACCCCAUGGCGGAGGCUCUGAGAGGGAAGGACAUGCUCUGGGUCACCCUCACCUGAGAGGUGCAUCUCAGGAAGACACCACAUCUAUUUGCUGCUCUGAUCUGGAAACAAGAGCCAGGCUCCUGGGGAGGGGCAGUUCCUCUUCCUGUGGGUCUGCUGACGGGACAAACCCGUGACCAAGAGGGCCAGCCUCCGAGUGUCCACACCCUGUGCUUCUGUCUGUCUUUCCGGGCACCUUAGUCUGCUCCAUCUGCACAGCUGGGGCCAGAGGGAGGAGACACCAUGACCCCCACCCUCAUGGCCCUGCUCUGCCUUGGACUGAGUGUGGGCCCCAGGACUCCAGUGCAGGCAGGGACCCUCCCCAAACCCACCAUCUGGGCUGACCCAGGCUCUGUGAUCCACUGGGGGAAGCCAGUGACCAUUUGGUGUCAGGGGACCCUGGAGGCCCAAGAGUUCCUACUGUAUAGAGAGGGAAGUUCAGAGAUUUCAGGCCCACAGAACUCAUUGGAACCCAGAAAGAAGACCAAGUUCUCCAUCCCAUACAUGGUAGAGCAAUAUGCAGGACGAUAUCACUGCUACUAUCAAAGAUCCUCAUACUCGUCAGAGCACAGUGACCCCCUGGAGCUGGUGGUGACAGGAGUCUACAGCAAACCCUACCUCUCAGCCCUGCCGAGCCCUGUGGUGCCCUCAGGAGGGAAUGUGACCCUCCAGUGUGGCUCAUGGGAAGGAUUUGGCAAGUUUAUUCUGACUAAGGAAGGAGAACACAAGCCCUCCUGGACCCUGGACUCACAGCAACUCCCCAGCGGGCAGUUCCAGGCCCUGUUCUCUGUGGGCCCUGUGACCUCCAGCCACAGGUGGAUGUUCAGGUGCUAUGGCUGUUACAGGAACAAACCCCAGGUGUGGUCACACCCCAGUGACCACCUGGAGCUCCUGAUUUCAGGUGUAUCUCGGAAGCCCUCCCUCCUGACCCAGCAGGGCCGUGUUGUGGCCUCUGGACGGGACCUGACCCUCCAAUGUCACUCUGAUGCCGGCUAUGACAGAUUCGCUCUGAUCAAGGAGUGGGGACACGACCUCCACCAGCUCCUUGGCAGGCAGCCUCAGGCUGGGCUGUCUCAGGCCAACUUCCCCCUGGGCCCUGUGGGACCCUCCCAUGGGGGCCGGUACAGAUGCUAUGGUGAACACAACCUCUCCUCCGAGUGGUCAGCACCCAGUGACCCACUGGACAUCCUGGUGGCAGGACUGUUGUCUGACACACCCUCCCUCUCGGUGCUGCCAGGCCCCACGGUGGCCUCAGGAGAGAAUGUGACCCUGCUGUGUCAGUCAUGGGGUCCGAUGGACACUUUCCUCCUGUCCAAGGAGGGGUCAGCUGAUCCACCCCUGCGUCGUAGAUCAAAGUACAAAGCUCUAAAGUACCAGGCCCAAUUCUCCAUGAGUCCUGUGGCCUCAGCCCACAGGGGGACCUACAGGUGCUACAGCUCACUCAACACCUACCCCUACCUGUUGUCACACCCCAGUGACCCCCUGGAGCUCGUGGUCUCAGGAGGCUCUGAGGAUCAACUACCCCAGAUGGAGUCAGGAGCCCUGAUAGGUCUCAAAUGGUACCUGAAGGCUCUGAUUGGGGUCUUGGUGGCCUUCAUCCUCCUGCUGUCCCUCUUCCUCUUUCUCCUCCUCUUCAUCCGACACUGGCGUCAGAGCAAACGCAGGACCUCAGAUGCUGCCGUGCAGGACACACAGCCUGAGGAGGGGGUGGAGCUGGACCAUCAGCAGAGCCCCCAAGAUGAAGACCCCCAGGGAGCCACAUAUGCCCAGGUGAACCACUCAAGAUCAAGGCUUAGACAGAGAGUGGCCAUCUCUCCUUCCCCCCUGUCAGAGGAAUCACUGGACAUGAAGGACAGACAAGCAGAAGAGGACAGACAGAUGGACAGACAGGCUACUGCAUCUGAAGACCCCCAGGAAGUGACCUAUGCCCAGCUGAACCACUUGACCCUCAGGCGGGAGAUGACACCCCCUUCCUCUCAGUCAGAGGAACCCCCAGCGGAGCCCAGCGUGUAUGCUUCUCUGGCCAUCCGCUAGCCCAGGAAGGACCCAGACCCCACCCUCCAAGGGGGAGACUUCAGAGACCCCAGACGGAACAGGAGCUGCCCCCAGUGGACACCUCCUAAUGACCCCCUGCCAGCCAGACUCCUAACACGGACCACCAGGACCUUCUGGGACACUUUGGGACUCACUGAUUCUGCCGUCAAAGAUAACAGAUAUCCCUACAUUAUGGAAAUAACGCAACAGACUUUUCAAUAAUCCAUGAGUGAAAUGAGAAAUCCAAAACAGAAGCGAAAGCAUGUUUUAAAUUGAAUGAUAAUGUAAAUAUUACACAUCAAUCCUGCCAAAUAGGAAAAUUAAGAACCAUGAAUGAAUGAAUAUCUUUAGAAAAGAAAAGCCUAAAAAAAUCAAUGACCUAAGCUAUCAUACCAAGAAUUUAGAAAAAGAAUAGCAAAUUAUUCCAAAUGAGGGUAAGAGGGAAAAAAUAAUGACAAGAGUAGCUACUAAUGAGGAUGAAUAAAAAAUAGAGAAAAGUCAACAAAGCCAAAAAAAUUCAUUCUUGAAAACAUUAAUCACGCUUAUCAAUCCCAGCCACAAUGCUCAAGGAAAACAAGAGAAGGCACACAUUACCACUAUCAGGACAGUAUCACAGAUCCUACGGACUUUAAAUAGGUAGCAGAUCAUUAUGAUCAAUUUUAUGAAAAUAGAUUAGAAAAUUUAGAUGAAAUGGACAAAAUACUCAAAAAUACAAGUUACUAAAAUGAUGGAAAUAAAAAUAAAUAGAAUAUCUGAGUUGUCAUAUAUAUUAAAUACGUUGAGUUUAUAAUUAAAAAUUUUCCCACUAAGUAAA